Messenger RNA from Mya arenaria, 4456 nucleotides. RefSeq lists its product as uncharacterized. The transcript has 3 exons. NCBI's taxonomy places the organism in Eukaryota, Metazoa, Mollusca, Bivalvia, Myida, Myidae. The record is from RefSeq and is a predicted model, not a curated record. Bases 42 to 1487 code for a protein of 481 amino acids.
UUCAGAUAUAUUUUGUAAAAGAGAAAAAAGAAAAAUCAACAAUGGAUUUAAAAGUGAUAUACGUUUUAAGUUUGCUAUAUGCUUUUGCCCAGACCAAAAACACCGAAAGAAGGGCAGUGAAUGUUUUAGCGUUUGUGUCAACAUCUGUUGAAAUUGCCAAUUUCGUGUAUGAAAUUGUUAACGGGAACAAUGACCAAGACACGGCCUCUCCUGCAGAUUUGGAAAAAGCAAAAAAUGAAAUAAUCACGGUCUUCUCUGAAAAGCUAGCUGUCGUCCAAGCACAAUUAUACGGAAGCAUAAAGGAAACGAUGUCCUUGUCAAAGAUUGAUGAAGUUAACUACAAAAUUCAGAGUGCUCUUCUCGAUUUGAAAUCAUAUUUAUUAGCGAGUGGAAAUGCACAUAUCGUAAAGAAAGAAGAAUUUGAAACGCAAGCUGCAUUGAUUAUCGCAGAUAUUCGAAGUCUCCCUUCUCGUUUAGAAAAGUCCCUUGCGAAUGCAGAUCAAUCGCUUUUAGAAUUAAUGGCUACUAAUUCUAAAUGCAAUAUGUCUGGAAUGAACGAAUUCAAGGACUUUUUCUUCAAUCUAACUCAAACUGGGAUAAUUAUCGAGUUUUCUUACAAGACAAUAAAGCAAAACAGCUCUCUUCAAACAGAGUCGGAAUGGUGGGACAGCCAGGUUCGACAAAUGAUCGAUUCUUUUGAAAGAGAAGAUUCAACGUGUAAAAGCAGAUUUCAUACAUUACUUAGAAGCGACAUGGAGAAACACGAUAAUCUCAAAGAGUUAUCAAAUAUAGUGCACCAGAAGUAUGUUUGGUAUAUUAUUGAUGUAUUUAUCUUGAAACAAAAUGAUGAUGGAGAAGACAUCAACAUUGAGGGCAAGGAGACGAACAUGAUGACUGUGAGUGUAAACGGUCUUCGGAAAUACUUAAUCUAUAUAGACAAACAAACCAGACUUAACGCCAUAAAGUGUCUUUUAUUAAAGUCAAACAUCCAGGCGCCUCUUGACGAAGUCUUUAUUCUCGACAAAGGAACCCCUGCACAUGGGUAUGUUUCCACAACUGAAGGGAGCUUAAAAAAGACGACGUUCUUGUACGAUGAAACAGACGAAACAAGGUCCUGUCAUACGGAAACUGUCCCGGUAGAUGCAGUAAAGGAUGGCACAAAUGAAGACGAUGGACCAAAGGAAGGAUUAAACAUCUUUUUAAUAGGCGGUAUUGGUCUUGGUUCACUGGGAUUUCUCGCAACCUUCAUUUCUGUUUGCUGCUAUUGUUACAGAAAGCGUCGUAAUCGCUAUCGGUCGGAUAGAUCGGCCGCUUACUUGGAUACGAUGGCAAUGAGGUACCCGCCCUUUAGGUCCAAAAAGAGGGAAACAGCAUUCGCAAUAACUCGGCCGUCUCAGGUACAAUUCCAUACUGGCCGAGCUGUUCCGAAUAGGGAAAUCGAUGCUUAUGAUGUAACGAGUACCGGGUACAAUUAUGAAUAUGAAUAAAUCGUCACUGACAAAGUCAUGUCGGGAACAAUCGAUUGUGAUUGUCCAAAAUCGAUGUCGUUAAUGUUACUUCCGGGAAUAACGUAUUUUGUGUGUUCAGAAAAUUAUGAUUUUCUUACCCGUCAUUCGUCGUUGAGUUCAUUUUAACGGUAGCGAGAUAAAUCGGCCACUUAACAAAUUGGCCUACAGCCAUAUCGCCCCCGGAACCUUUCGCCCCUGCCGUCUCCGUCCCUUCUAAAUAUUUACUAAAACUUAUAACUUUCGGACCCUUACUGAUGUUCAACUCAGUCAUGGCGGACCCAUAUUGUUUUUUAGUUUUUAUUUCUCACUACACGCUAUACAUGAAUCUGAAUCAGACAUAAGAAACAUUAACAAUAGUCCAAAACACAUAAUUAAUAAAACUGUUAAACUGUAAAACAAGUUAUUUACAUAAAAUAGUAAAACAUAUUGUUGUAAUCGAAUUUUAACAACUUCUAAAUAUGCGGCUAUUUGGCUAAAAUUAGGGCUUCUGUUAAAGGAAGUUUGUAAGUAUAUUACUUUGUUAUAUAGUAUCAUAGUUAUUGUACUCUCUUUAAGCUGGCUAAAUCUUCCAAAACGGAGUUCUUGAAAGUACAGGAACUUCAAACACUUUGGAUAAAACUUUUAAAGGUUAAUGAUUGAAAGUUUAAGAUAUCAAAAAAAUGUUUACAAUAUUACAUUUAAAGUAUCAUUUCCGGUAAGUUUUGAAUAAAAUUACUUUUUUGAAUACACUUUUUUGAGUUGGCAUUUUUAACUGAGAAUUAUUUCAUAUUUUGUCAGAAGUUUUGUAUAAUCUUAGUGUUUGAGAGACUUGAUAAUUCCAUGUUAGGGAGAAAAACUUCCUACAGUGACGGCUAGGAAGUUCAAACUUCCCCUGUCAAAUUUCAAUUGAAGCCCUGAUAAAAUAGUAAGUAAGAUAUCUUACUUGAUGCGGUGUGUAUCAUUUUGCAUAUGACGUGAAAUUAUUAAGUAUGUGUGUAUUGUUAAAAAAAUUUUGUUAAGUUAUUCAAGACAGUAAAAGUUUAUAAAAAAUAUUUAUUUUCUAAAAAACAUUAUAGUAUCAACCUUGCUUAUUCAUGGUUAAAGCAUUUAAAUGAUCAUGAUGAUACUAUGUAUAAAUAAUGUAUUUCAAAUGAUAUUAUGAACUUUCGAUUAUUGUCCGAUAGUAAAUCGAUGUGCUUGGUCCGAUUCGAUUGAUUAUCGAUAGCAAAUGAAGUCCGUUUUUUGUACACUAGGAAUCACAUCGCUAAGAACGGUAUAACACCGUCAGAACAUCGGCAAAAAAUAGCCCGGGGGUGGGGGGAAGGGGCGACGGUAUGAAUAUUUGAACAUACUUAAAAAGAGCUGCCAUUGCGCUUCCCGUGUGAGCAACGGGACUACAGUGGAAGUAUAACGGCAGAACUCCGGUACGGCUUCAUUUAUGUCGAUAGAGCCCCGUCAUGGAUAUGCGGCUCUCGGGUGGCCUCAAUGUGUACCGUAAUGGAUACGCGGCUCUCGGGUGGCCUCAAUGUGUACCGUAAUGGAUACGCGGCUCUCGGGUGGCCUCAAUGUGUACCGUAAUGGAUACGCGGCUCUCGGGUGGCCUCAAUGUGUACCGUAAUGGAUACGCGGCUCUCGGGUGGCCUCAAUGUGUACCGUAAUGGAUACGCGGCUCUCGGGUGGCCUCAAUGUGUACCGUAAUGGAUACGCGGCUCUCGGGUGGCCUCAAUUUGUAUCGUAAUGGUAAUGUGAUACCGUAGUGCUGCCGAUGUACAAACGCUGUUCUACCAUUCUUAGCGAUGUGAUACCGUUCUACUUUCGUAUACCGGUAAUACAACGGCAGAACAACGGUACCACUCCGCAAAAGCUUCAGUCAGCAUAUCGGUAGUGCAACGGCGUCUCCUCGGUAUAACAGCGUUGACCGAAAAAUGGUAUUUGAUUGCACAUCAGCUUUUAAGCCGGUACCACUUCGGUAUUACUACGUCCAAUUGUUGUUUUUUUCAAGUGCUUUCGCGUCGGAGCUAGGCCGAUUGUUUCGCCGUUGUUAAUUGUGUGCUCCGGUGAAGUCCCGGCGAAAUGCAUCGGUAGUGUGUAACAGACACUUUAAUUUCUACGUAGAAGCCGUACAUGGUAUCUAAAAGUAAGCAUUCACAUGAACACGGACCCAAGUAGUUAUUCCGGAAUCAUUUAAUAUAUGGCUUAGUGAUUUGUGAAAUAAGAAUACCAUUUAAUCCGAUAAAGGGGUGAGUUGACUAUGAAGCAUAUAUAGUAACUGUAAAUUAGCAGUCUCAUUCGAACUGAGACUGCUGUUAAUUUGUAUGUAACUUUGAUAACAUCGGUGGUAACGUCAUCGUUGUCAGAUUUCAAAUCAUUACUGCUCUGGAAGUUUAAUGGAUACACUUGCAAUCUGGCUGAAUUUUUCACUAUAUUUAAGAAAAUCGUUUACUGAACUUGUUUUUAUUUAAACAUGUGAGCACAUAUUAAAACAUUUUACGUUUAGAGGUGAAACCGUUAAUCACAUUCUAGGCUAUUGGCCCAUUUUUAUAUUGUGUGUUAUUUUCCAAACUAUUUACUUUUAAGUUGCAUUGUAUAAUAUUAAUUUCUUUUAAUUAAAUGUGUUUGUUUGUUUUAUUUUGUUCAAUUACUUACGACGAGUUCAAUUUAAUUCCUCAACUAACAUGUACAAUUUCACAACAUUUAAUUGCAAAUUGCUUUUUCCACUACAUAUACAAAUCAAAUUCUGUUAUGGUUCUUUACAACGUGAUGCGAAUAUUUCGUUUGGCAUCUGUAUUCCCUUAAGCUGUAUAGUUACAUUUGAUACGUACCCUUUAUUAAUCAUAUCACAUAAAUUGAACUGUAGUUUACUAUAUGUAUUUAUACCGUUUUGUGUAGACACUGCUCAUGUUGCCACAUAAAGCGGGCUGAUAUAUUCAAUAAAGUGUACUUGUCUUAGCCCUCUUGUACAUACACGU